Bemisia tabaci is the source of this 5190-nucleotide messenger RNA. RefSeq lists its product as uncharacterized. Gene Ontology annotation, molecular function: RNA polymerase II complex binding. Gene Ontology annotation, biological process: mRNA 3'-end processing. The record is from RefSeq and is a predicted model, not a curated record. NCBI's taxonomy places the organism in Eukaryota, Metazoa, Arthropoda, Insecta, Hemiptera, Aleyrodidae.
UUUGUUAAUUGUAAUUGUUUUCAGUGACGAGGCUGCCCGCUGCUGUUGAUUUUCUCAUAGGAUUUUAAUUUGCUCUGAUUUUCAUUACUAAUACUACGAUUGUGCGGAAUUUCAAAUCUAUGUUCCAGAGAUUAAUUCGUAGAUCACCUAAUUAUAUUUCUCCUCUGUGAUAGUUCUUGCUUACGCCAAAAAGUCUUGCCAGUGAGGUUAUGUGUGCACUGAACGUUUGAAUUUUUUGCUUUGAAUCCCCUCGCCGUAAGUAAAUACAACAUUGUUCGAGUGCAAUCACGGAUGAUUCUACCGGCAUUAGAAUGCUAUUUAUCAAUGUUCAAUGUGUUUAUCCGGAAACCGUUGAUUCGAGACGCGAUUAAGUUUCCAAAGUUGGGCUAGCCCAUCGAGAACCUAACAAUCAGCUCCGCACAAACUCAGAAACAUGGCCACUCUUCAAACUUGAAACCAUUCCAAAAAGCAAGAAAAUGGGGGAGCUGAAUGAGCAGUUGUUUGAGCAAAAGCUUCUCAGUUUGAAGGAUUCUCAGGAAAGCAUCUCUGCUCUGUCAAGUUGGUGCCUAAAGCAUCACAGCCAUCACAAGAAAAUUGUCGCAGCAUGGCUGCGCAUCCUGAAGAGAGUUAAAAUUGAACAGCGCUUAACACUGUUUUAUUUGGCCAAUGAUGUUAUUCAGUAUAGCAAGCGGAAAGGUUAUGAAUUUGUCGAAAGUUGGGGGACGGCCCUUCAAAAAGCAACCACAAUGGUCAGAGAUGACAAAGUUAGGAAUAAAAUUUUACGUCUUUUCAAAAUUUGGGAUGAAAGAUCUAUCUACGAUGAGGCAUUUCUCAUGGACUUAUCUGGCCUCUUGUCAUCAAAUCCUAAGAAACCAGUCAGUUCAGAUCCAGCAGAGUUUCAGCCCACCACUCUGUUUGCUAAAAUCAGAAGUUGUAAAACACUGGAAGAAGACACUGAUCUGAAGCUGAAGCAAAUUAAAGAGCAUCCAGUCGAUAUAUCAGAUAUUAAAGCACUCAACGCAACUUUAAAAGUAAAAUUACAAGUCAAAUCUGAGUGUGAUGAGUUAUCAGUGGAUAUCGAUGAUGGUAUCAUCAAAAUGGAGCGGUACAUCAAGGCCCUGGAAGUGGAAAUUAAAGAGCGGACCUCGUUGAUUGACCUUCUGGAGGCGAGUGAAUCGUAUUACGAAACACAGCGCGGUGAAGCAAAGAUUGUUUGUAAUGCCUAUCGCAACUUUGGCAGCCGAGUUAAAAGCUUGAAAAGGAAGCUAGCGGAUUUAAUCCUAACUUUACCUAGUCCUCUACCUUCGCCAGAUGUCAAUGCUCCUUCGCCGUCUCCUGAGUCGGAUAUUGAUCUACCUGAUGAUAAUAAUGGUGCUGAAUUUUACAAUCCUCACAUGAGCAACUACACCAACUAUCAGUCAAAUCAGGGUUUUUUCCCAACCGAGUCGAACAAUGCCUACGAAGCAACCAACUUUAACUCUAACGAUGGCUACACCUAUCCGCUGGCCAAUGAUACAGUCCCUUUUAACGCUUCGGUCCCACCACCAACCACCGCUGCGCCCAUGGAGGACUCCUCAGUUUUGAAUAACUCAAGCUUUUCCAGUUUUAUGGGAAAUUUCAACUUGCCUUUAGAUAUACAGAAGACUCUGUUCAAGCAAGACGCUGAUAUAGAAACUCCUGCCUCCCCACCAAUAGAUCAACAGAUAGAUGAAUUGUUAGACUCACCUUCCAAUGGAGCAGAGGGCAAGCCUAUUGAAGUGAUCAGCUCUACAGCCAAACCAAAUGAUUUAAAUUUCAAUGUAUCCGAAUUCUUAAAGUCACUGAUGCCUACAUCGAUGCCCGACAUCGGGAGCACAGCACCUCAACCAGUUCCUGAUCCGGUGUUAGAGAUUCCAGUUUCACAAGAAGUGCCGAUGGUUCCUCCACCGCCCAUGCCUCCAGAUGUGUUUUUCAAAGAAGAAUUUAACGAUUUUAAACGCACCAACGGCAAUAAAGGUUGGAACUCUGCCUUACCAGCGAAAUUCCCAUCCUGGAAUCAGCCCAAUCCUGCUUGGGAAGUCUCCGACACACCAAGUUCUCCGCCGACCUUUGAAAAAGAGUCCUACGUUGAACCUAUUGAAUAUAACGACACGACAGGGAACAUGGACUCCAUGGUUGGAACGGAUCGGGACGAUCGACGCAUCCCGUUCAAACAAGCCAUGAAGGACACUGAUCAUCGGCUACUCGACCGCCGAACACAGUCACUCCGUGGGCAUAAGGAUGUCGAUCAUCGCAAUCUCAUUAGUCUGACAGGAUCUCCAAAGCAAGAUUCUAAAACAGAAAAGAAAAGCAACUUUGAUUAUAAGUCGAUCCCAAUGCCUCCAACGCCACCUUCAAUACCUGCAAUUUUCGAUGCUCCCCCUCCGCCCAUCCCUGCACCCCCAGUCCCUCCUAUGAUUCCUGAUAUUUCAAUUCCCCCACCCAUUAUUUCUAUUCCUCCUCCCCUAACCUCUAUUCCUCCGCCGAUGAACUCACUCCCUCCUCCACCGAAAAAUGUCGAUAAUGUCGAGAGUGUCGAUAUGGAAAUGUCAGACGACGAAGACCAUGCCAGUGGGAAGGAAGCUUCGCCUUUUAGAUCGAAAAAUAGCUCCGCAAACACUAGCUGUGAAACUAUGAGAGACUCGCCCGCCAAGUUAGAUCAAACCGACUUGUACUCGGAUAUUCCCACCCCCAAGGCGGAUGGAAAUGAAUCAAUGAAAGAUAUUGACAUGUUCUCGCAAACGUUUGAGAUACCAAAACCAGUCAACAAAGCACUAGCAGCGGUCGUCAAAGACCCGUCAGUGGACCCAAUACUCCCAUCGAAGGAUCUCUUUUCACCACCGGUCACACCGGGAAUGUUGUUGAAUGAUGACGAUGCUCAGGAAUUGACCGAAAUCAACUUCUCCAAGUCUUUCUUGGACGAAACAUCAGCUUUCCUGAAUGAAUUUGAUAGUCAAGAGCUGUUGAAAGACCCGCCGCCCAUAGCAAGCGACGAGCAGUUUCCGACGGAUCUUCUUGAUGGUAGUAUAAGUGAUAGUGAAUCAGUGAAUAGUCCGAACCUCCAAAAACGAACUGCUGCAUCAGACCCUAGGUUUCGUUCUCCAGUCAUUAAUAAUAGUCCUGUAGGAAAUUUCAACAGUGUUCGGACUCCCGGGUGGCAGAAUUCGCCGCGGCAGUUUAGGCCUAGGUUCAACCAACCAACUGCUCCCAAUCAGUUUCGACCUAAUUCGAGAGGCUUCCGGCCGCGGACAAGGCCUAGCCCAGGCACAUUCAGAGGCCGCCCGUUCUUCUCAAGUUGGCAAUGAUGAAGUCACUGUCUUUCCUAUGUUUUUGCGUAAGUUUCUCUCCGUUGUUGUUAGAAUCGUUCAGAUUGUUACACGCAACUGUUGUUUUGUAAUACGUGGACCAAUUUCGAUUUCAUUUUCUUUCAAGCUACAAGGGAUGUGCUUCAAUCUCCAACGAAGGUGGCUUGUUUCUUGUCUACACAAAUCUUAAUGAAUGACGAAUUGUAUGCUAUAACUGACGUAGUAAAUUGGGGGUUAAAAUUUGGCCUGUAGUAGUCAACACAGUUCGAAAAGUGGCACACUAAUGUCACAGUAUGCUUGAGUCUACUUUGAAAUUUUAACCAAGAUACAUCAAUGCAAGCUGAAAACGAGGAUGAGCAUGAACAAGGUAAAAGUAUUCUGCUUCAGGUCGCACCUGGAAAUGAUGCAUAAAAUAUUAGUGACAAAUGAAAUGGAAAGUCAUUGGUUAAACAUGGCGGCGAAAUAUUUGAUUCUAAAGUAAUUGAUGAAUGUGCAAUAUUAGCAUUGUUCUAGUCUUCGAACACAAAAACGCUUGAUGGAUAUUCAAUAGUCUUUUGUGCUUGAGGUUUUUAAAGGCUCUCCGUAUCACCAAUGAUUUCAGUGUGCUCGUUCUUGAAACAAAGCUCUCUUGCACAGACAGUCAGGAAGGAGAUUUAUGCAGUUUUGAAAAUAGUCCUCCACAUUUAUCUAUGAAGCCGUAAACUAGCACAAUUUUCUCUAUUUCUUUUCUUGAUCUAUGAACAAAAGAAUAAAUGAACAGAGACGAACUCUUUCUUCCAAUGUCAAAAUUUCAUCCCCUCUGUUUUUGAUGGAAGUUGGUGGUUUUUUAAAGAAGAAAAUAACGGAAUUCCAGCUCUCAAUUUUACAAUUUAACUUUGGAGAAAUCGCUUUUCUUCACGGUGAAUGGUGAGCCUGAGGAAGAGAUUUUCUAGAAAAUCGAGAAUUGGUUUUUUCUAAAAUGCGUCAAAUACUCAAAAUUAUUAGGCAGAGCCAACUCACACUAAGUUGUCGCGCUUUAAUAGUUAAAAGAAAGGCAAAAUUAUUAAUUAAGUCAUUCUCCUUGCCCAGUUGAGUCCAAGUUGUUUAAUUCUCUUAAUAGUAGCUACGAAUGAAAGUCUAUCGCAUUAUUUUUAAAACCCAUUAGUUUUAUGAUUUUGAAACCAAAAAAAAACAUGCAUCUUUAUCUUGGUGUUUGAAAAUUUAAGCUCUUAGAUGAUUAAAGUCUAAUUGAAAAGGUACGUGUCAGUUUUUUAUGCAGCUAAUCAUGAAUCACAUUUCUUAUUAUUUAAGAACUUGAUUGGUAUUUUCUUCAUUUUUUUUAGUUAGAGGGGAAGAUUAUAUUCGCUAGACUUUUGUUAUUUCAUCUCUCAUAGUUCAAACGAAUUGAAUGAUUUUUUCAAAGUAUUAUUUUGAAUUUGAGAGAGCUACUCAGUAAUGUUAGUCCUUUUGGGCGAGGUGGGAGAAGAAAUGCAUUCACAGUCCGUUGUAGAGUCCAUGCCAACUAAGUUUGUGCACUCCUCGACUGCAACAGAAGAUAUGCCAUCUUGAUUCUUGCAUUUACUCUCCAUGUGAAAAUGACGGCAGAUGAUCCUCUGCUGCUUGCUAUAAGUGCGUAAACCUAUUAGGCAUGGAUCUACCUAGAGUUUUUGAUACCUAGUUCAUAUGUAUCUCCAUUCCUUGUUAAAAUAUGAUCAAUUUCCUCUCAAAUUCAUAGAUUUCGCUUGAAGUCACAACACAAGUAUUCUUCUACUUGAUCAGGCAGAAAUUUCUGUUUAAUUCAUGGAAAAAAUACUUUGGUUUAUUUUCUCCCUAAACUUGUAUUCUAAUACUUCCGUGCACCAUAAGUAUCAUAGAUUUGACGUGAUUU